AUGUGCAGUUUAUAUUGUAGAAAUAUGUGCAACCAAUAUAAACCAUGCUGCCGAUUAUGGUCGCGUGAUUUCGGAUUUUUGAUUGCAGUUUCCUUUAUACAUCAUGGACCCGAAAAUACCAAAGGAAGAUCUUUUUCGAGUCUUUCUUUAUGAUUACCUCAAGAAGCGUGGAUUCUCCCAAACUGCCAAGACUUUACGAAAUGAAGCUCAAAUUACUGCACGAACUUCCUCUCAGUUUAAUCGUCCAUAUGAUCCAUAUGGAUUCUUGUACGAAUUUUGGGUUUCAUUCUAUGACUUAUAUCAAGCUUGGAUAAUACCAGGACUCUCCAGGAAGAGUGAUCAGGCCACAAAUGUUGGUGCUUUAAUUGACUCUAUCCCUCAAAUAAUUCGUGAACGAUAUUCUAUUCGAUGUCUUUCACGUUGUUCAAGCAAACAGACGCUUUUGUCCUGCGAUUUUUCAUCAGAUGGAAUGAUUGUAGCAAGUGGAGGGAUUGGGAUGAAGCCUUUCCUGUGCUACGCGGAGACCUGUGAUGCUGUUACUACAUCAGAGUCACAUUCAUCUACCAUCUUAGAUGUUAGAUUUCAACCAGAAUCAAAUUUAUUUGCAACAGCUUCUGCUGAUAAAACAGUAAAAUUAUGGAAUGCAAGAAGACCUGCAACCGUAUUGUACGAUUUUGUUGGACAUAAUUGGAUAGUAAAAUCAUUAGACUUCCACCCAACAGAAGGAAUUCUUUGCUCGUCUGAUACCCACGGUGUAAUUGAAGAAUGGAAUCUUGAUCGGCGUGUUAGGAUGAACACCUUUAAGGCAGGUGGAAGCCUAGUGAGAUUUCAGCCUGGAUCAGGGAGGAUUUUGGCAUCUGUUAAUCGAAAUGUUAUCACCUUACGCGAUUUCAAGACUUGGACUGUUGAGAAGCGUUUUCAGGGACAUGUCAAAGAUAUUCGUUCCAUAUGUUGGGAUGUCACUGGACAAACAAUUGCCUCUGUCAGCGAAGAUGAAGUACGUGUCUGGACGAUUAACAUGGAAGGAAAAUGCUUAUAUGAGUAUCCAUCAAAAGGGAAGAGGUUUCAGACUGUCAUAUUCCAUCCUCGAUUCCGAAACGUCUUAGUUGUUGGUGGUUUUCAGAAUUUGGAAUUGUUAAUUCUUGAUACCGGGGAAACACGCAGUAUAACGGCCUCUGAUUUAUCGAUUACUGGACUAGCAGCUUGUACGGAAAGUAAACUCAUUGCAUCAGCUGGCAAUGACUCUAUGGUGAAGAUAUGGAAAUGAAGUUUUAGUCAAUGUCUAUGUUCUUUGAUGUUAAUUCCUUCCCUUCCCUGCUUCAGUUUUUAGGAUUUGUUACAUAAUCAUAAUCUUUGUUGUAUAGAUACAACUUGUCUUGUAGCUAGUCAUAGAAGUGUUCAUGUAAUUGAGAUGUAAUCAGAUAUUCAGAUGGAAAAUGAAUUGUAUUAGUCUUAAAACUGAAUUGU
Cicer arietinum (chickpea) is the source of this 1467-nucleotide messenger RNA. Its product is annotated as transcriptional corepressor LEUNIG-like. The record is from RefSeq and is a predicted model, not a curated record. NCBI's taxonomy places the organism in Eukaryota, Viridiplantae, Streptophyta, Magnoliopsida, Fabales, Fabaceae. Gene Ontology annotation, molecular function: protein binding; transcription corepressor activity.